Armigeres subalbatus is the source of this 5184-nucleotide messenger RNA. RefSeq lists its product as uncharacterized. The transcript is spliced from 2 exons. The record is from RefSeq and is a predicted model, not a curated record. NCBI's taxonomy places the organism in Eukaryota, Metazoa, Arthropoda, Insecta, Diptera, Culicidae. Bases 1 to 5184 code for a protein of 1727 amino acids. Gene Ontology annotation, molecular function: nucleic acid binding. Gene Ontology annotation, biological process: DNA integration.
AUGACACCCAAGAAGAAGACGAGUAGUAAAUUGACAAAAUUAAAAAUUUUGUAUCGUCGACGAACGAAUAUUUUGGGCUCCGCCAACCUAAUUAAAUCGUUUAACGACACGUUCGACCCUGCUAAUAGUGGUCAAGUGCCCAUUCGCAUUCAACGUCUUGAUGCGCUAUGGCGUGAAUUCGAGGAAACUCAAGAAGAAAUUGAGAUCUUGGAGGAAGCAGAACAGGAUUUUCUCCAAGAAAGAGAAGAGUUCCAAACCCUUUAUUACGAGCUCAAAGCGUCGUUACAGGGUAAACUUCCUGUACAACCACCCGUACCUCCACCACUUCCUUCUGCCCAACCAUUGAAUUCCUCCGUUCCUAUUUCGUCAAGCGUUCGUUUGCCCGAAAUUAAAUUAAAAGAGUUCACGGGUAAUCUCGAAGAUUGGAUUCCGUUUCGCGAUCUGUUUGUCUCGCUUAUACACUCGAGCGUGCAGCUAACUGCGGUGCAGAAAAUGCAUUAUUUACGAGCUGUACUCCAUGGCGAUGCAGCUCGUAUAAUUUCUUCGCUAGAGAUUUCUGCCAAUAACUAUCUCAUUGAGUGGAAUUUGUUGAAGGAACGAUACGAAAACCCGAAAUUGUUGGUAAAACGGCACCUGUCUGCCAUACUCACAAUUCCUGCGUUAAAAAAGGAGUCUGCACAGGGCCUUGCAGAACUUGCCGACGAGUUCGAUCGCCAUGUGCAACUGUUGGAUAAGCUCGACGGCGCUGAGAACCACUGGAAUUCAUUCCUGGUCGAACGGUUGAGCCAAUGCCUUGAUCCCAUUACACUUCGUGAGUGGGAAACACACGUUUCUGAAGACGACGAUUAUCCGAAGUAUCAAGAACUCCUCGAGUUUAUCCACAGAAGAUCGCGAAUCGCACAAACUCUUAAGCUCUCCAAAUCGGCAAACGUCCAAUCCGAGAAUAAACACCCCAAAUCACGGGCAAUCACUUCUCACAUCGCCUCUGACAAUGGGUCCAGGUGUGUCAGCUGUAAGCAAGUACACUUCCUGUUCCAGUGUGAACAAUUUCGAACGCUCUCCCCCCAACAACGGUUUGAAGUCGUGAAGAAGCAUAGACUAUGCAUCAAUUGUUUGAAAGGAACACACCAAGCGAAGAACUGUUCCAGCGGGUCCUGUAAAAGCUGUGCGAAAAAACAUCAUUCGUUACUACAUCUGCCUCCCCUCUCAUCGGCCACUGGUUCACAACCAGUAACAACAACAAAGCCACCGGUGCUGAACAAACCCGUUGAAGCAAAUAGUUCGCAAUCGUGUCAAAUGUCGCACUUCAUUCCGAAUCGUGUCGAAGGCUCGCCGUCAGAAGAGCCCGCGGUAGUCUUACCACCUGUCACACCAUCGGUUCUCUCGCAGUCGUCGCGCGGUAGUUCUCUCCCAAAUCAUUCAGUGUCGUCGGUUGAUUUCGUUGUAAACCCUCCAUCCACUGCCUGUCAAAGUGCAGAAGUGAUCACCCAAGCUCGGCAGUCAACAGUUAUUCUGUCAACCGCAGUGAUUAAAGUGAAAGACGUUGAUAACAAAUACAUCCUCGCCAGAGCUCUGUUAGACAGCGGCUCACAGCCAAGCUUUAUCUCUGAAGCUUUGUGUCAAAGGCUAAGACUGAAGCGGACAAGGUUAAACUCACCGGUUAGUGGAAUCGGACAAUCCGUAGUCAACGUUCGCUACUCUGUAUCUUCAACAUCAGUCAAAGUGUGGACAUUAUCACUAGAGCAGCAAACGCCUGAAACCAGUGGACAUCAAACCUGUCACAUUUGUGUUGACGAAACACUCGAUUCCCAACUCCAGCGGUUCUGGGAAAUUGAAAACUUUGACGAAGGUAAAGCACUUACUCCAAAUGAACAACAUUGCGAAGAGCACUUCCAAGCCACCGUCGCCCGUGAUGAUACCGGCCGCUAUAUUGUCCGUCUGCCGCUCAAGGAAGAAAAGCUGUCAAUGCUUGGAGAUUCGCAUACUGCUGCCCUGCGGAGAUUCCAACAAAUGGAAAAAAGGUUCGCUGGCGAUCAAGAUCUUCAUCACAGCUACAUGCAGUUCAUGAGUGAAUACGAGAGCUUGGGUCACAUGGAAGAGGUAUCCGUCGCGUCGCGUAGCCCACAGUUUUUUCUUCCCCACCAUGCCAUCCAGCGCCCAGAGAGUACGACUACCAAAACACGUGUGGUGUUCGACGGAUCCUGCCGAGGGCCUGCCUCGAUAUCGUUGAAUGAUGCACUGUAUAUCGGACCCACAGUGCAACCAGCCCUCUUUUCUACCGUCGCAAACUUCCGUCUGCCACGUUUCGCCAUCACCGCUGAUGCGGAGAAAAUGUUCCGGCAAAUAUGGAUCCACCCUGAUGACCGGAAAUACCAGCAGAUCCUCUGGCGGGACAAUCCAUCCGAUAUGAUUCGAUCGUAUCAACUGAAAACCGUUACGUACGGUCUGGCAAGCUCACCGUUCCACGCUGCUCGCGUGCUGAAUCAACUAGCCAUCGACGAAGGUCAUCGUUACCCACUAGCUGUUCCAGUCAUUCUGAAAGGCACCUACGUGGACGACGUCAUCUCAGGACACGACAAUCACGACACUAUGGUCCAAACAUGUGAGCAGCUGAUGGAGAUCAUGAAGUCUGCAGGGUUUGUUCUGCGAAAGUGGGCCGCAAAUUACAAAACGGUUCUCAGUAAAGUUCCCCAAGAGUUGUGGGAAACAUCUUCAGAAUUAGAGCUCGAUCGUUCGCAAGCAAUCAAAACACUGGGUCUGCUGUGGUUCCCCCAACCGGAUGUGUUCAAGUUCAAGGUCCCAGCACUUCCUGAACUAAAUGUCGUAACCAAACGGAUAGUAGUGUCCGAGAUGUCUCAACUCUUUGAUCCACUGGGACUCCUCGGACCAGUGAUCGUAAACGCAAAAAUGUUUAUACAACACCUCUGGGCAGCUAACUUGUCGUGGGAUUCUGAGAUUGCGGAAGAGUCAGCAACUUGGUGGAAGAAAUACCGAACUGAAAUAAGGCAACUCCAAGCUCUGCAAGUUCCCAGAAGGGUUCUGUGGAACACUGAACGAAAAUGCACGAUCCAUUGUUUCUGCGAUGCCUCGCAAAAGGGAUACGGUUGCUGCAUCUACAUGGUGUCACCAGAUGAGUUAGGUCAACUACAUUCCCAUCUACUCACGUCAAAAUCUCGAGUAGCACCUCUUCGAGGGUUAUCUAUUCCACGCUUGGAACUUUGCGCAGCUCUCCUCGGGAGUCAACUGGUCCACAGCCUCACAAGCAACCUCAACUUUGCAGUGCCAGUGAUGUUUUGGACCGACUCAACUGUCACUACACUACACUGGAUCAAAUCCAGAUCGAAUACAUGGAAAGUAUUUGUCUCAAACUGCAUCGCAGAGGUUCAGCGCCUAUCGAAAGAAUCGCAAUGGAUGCACGUGCCGACCGACCUGAACCCUGCCGACCGCAUCUCCCGAGGAAUGCUUGCCAGCCAGAUCCUUCACGACAAGUUGUGGUGGCAUGGUCCAGCGUACCUCACCUCCCCCGUCGAGUUGUGGCCGAAGUGUGCGGUUUCGAUGCCGACCAAGUCGGAAUUACAAGAAGAGAAGCGCCCUUUGGUGUCCCUAAAUUCGGUCGAAGAGAACGCAACUGUUUUCAAUGAAUUCUCAGAAUUAGCAAAGCUAACAAGAUUCGUCGCUUACUGUUUCCGAUUUCGGAACAACUGCAAAUUACCGAGAAAUCAGCGUGUGCUCACUGCCCUGGCGCCUAAGGAAGUGGAAUGCGCGUUAAAAUCACUGGUUCGCCUGGCUCAGCAACAAGAAUUUCCAAUGGAGGUUCAACAGUACACCCGUAAUGCCACGGAAACCACUGGCAGAAUUGCAUCGAAAUCGCCACUCAAGAAUCUCAACAUUUUCAUGGACGAAUUCGGACUGCUUCGUAUUGACGGGCGACUGAAAAACUUGGAUGCACCAUUCGAUACCCGUCACCCAAUGCUACUCCCAGCAAAUCACAAGUUGAGCUGGCUGAUUGUUCGGUCCAUUCAUCUCCAGACUCUCCAUGGUGGACCUUCUCUAUUACUCGCCACAGUUCGACAACGAUUUUGGCCACUCCGGGGUAGAGACUUGGCUCGUAAGGUUAUACGCAAAUGCGUCACGUGCUUUCGGUGCAAUCCUACUCCGGCAAACCAGCUCAUGGCACCUCUACCGUCUGUCCGCCUCAAGCCAGCUCGAGCCUUUACGUAUGCUGGGAUGGAUUAUUGUGGACCGUUUUUCGUUCGUCCACUGAUUGGGAGAGGUUCGUCGGUUAAAGUGUACGUCGCGUUAUUCGUCUGCUUGGUGGUAAAGGACGUGCACCUCGAGAUUGUCGCUGAUCUGUCGACCGCCGCGUGUAUCAACGCCGUCAAACGCUUUAUCGCCUGUCGCGGUCGAGUUCUCGAGAUACAUUGCGAUAACGCAACCGCAUUCGUCGGGGCGGAUCGCGAGUUACGGAAGCUGCGGAAGGAAUUCCAGCAGCAGUUUAAGUCCGCAGAAUGGGGCGAGUACUGUGCAGGAAAUGGCAUCACGUUCCGAUUCAUCCCGGCACGUUCGCCACAUUUUGGUGGCAUCUGGGAGGCCGGGGUGAAAUCAUUUAAGUACCACUUCCGCCGUAUCAUGGGACAAAAGGCUUUCUCAAUGGAUCAACUUCUCACGGUCGUAGCCCAGAUCGAAUCUGUCCUGAACUCUCGCCCUCUCGUCCCUCUUUCCGAUUCUCCAGAUGACCUAACAGCUCUGACACCAGGGCACUUUUUGAUUGGGGAGCCUCUAGUCUCAAUCUCCGAGCCAGACCUGCUUCAUCUGUCCCCUAAUCGCCUCACCCGUUUGCAGGACAUGCAACGCUCAGUUCAAGAUCUGUGGCGCUGCUGGUCUCGGGACUAUGUAAGCCAGCUACAUCAGCGUAGCAAGUGGAGACGCCCAUCUGCGGACGUUCGAAAGGGUCAACUGGUGCUUUUGAAACUCGACAACUACCCCUCACUACAAUGGCCUCUCGGACGCAUCGUAGAAACCAUAGCCGGGUCAGACGGCCGAGUCCGCGUUGUGGUGGUUAAAACAAGUGCUGGGGAAUACAAGCGGGCAGUCACGGAGAUUGCGGUGCUCCCAAUCGAUUCCGACAACGAAGAGAAGGAUGGAUCAGCAUUAUCGCCACCUGGCGACCCAGUAGUCGGUUGA